AUGGGACAAGCGCCCUCCGGUCAGAUGAUGAGGGCGCAUGCAGAGAGUUUGAGGAAGAGGAACCCCUCAGGCCUAGCCUCGGGCCAUCAAAAAAGAAAGCGGGGGGAUCCUAAAGUGGUGGAGGUCGACCCCUUGUCCUUCAGUCUGCCUGUAAUUCACGAGCUGUUCUCCAUCGACGAACUCCUGAAGGAGGGAUACGAAGAUCAAGGGCCAGGAGUGGGCCAGUUCGAGGGCGUUCCCGAGGGUCACGCUCUGCUCACGUUCGACCCUCCACGGGUCGAAUGCGUGGACCUGCCCGCCACAGAGGUGCCGCGACUGGAGGACGGCAUGAGACAGGCAGUGCAAGCAGUGAACUCCUUCGUGACCGUGUGCACGGACUUGGAGAGGCAGCUGACCUCGGCCAGGAGGAAGGUUGCCAGCGAGGCCAGCAAAGCUGGGGAGGCUGAGGCGCGGCUCCAGGCCUUGGAAGAGAACCAGAGGCGACUGGAGGAAGACAUCUCUAGAAUGAGAGGGCAGCUCGAAGGCAUGGAACUGACCCACAGUCUCCAAAUCGAGAGCCUCCAGGCGACGAGCGUCCCCAAGUCCCGCCUGGAUGCGUACAUUCUCGCGGGAGUAUAG
Oldenlandia corymbosa var. corymbosa is the source of this 618-nucleotide messenger RNA. The record is from the annotation of a GenBank genome assembly. NCBI's taxonomy places the organism in Eukaryota, Viridiplantae, Streptophyta, Magnoliopsida, Gentianales, Rubiaceae.